AUGGUCAAUAUUCCGGAUGCGUACGAGGACCAUCGGUUCAACCCCAACAUAGACGAAGACGGUUAUAAGACGCGCUCCAUGCUUUGUAUGCCAAUUAAGGACACGGCAGGUGAAGUCAUUGGAGUUGCUCAGGUGAUCAAUAAACAGCAGGGCCAAGCUUUCACAGUCAACGAUGAGAAGGUGUUCGAAUCCUAUCUCCAGUUCUGUGGCAUCGGCUUGAGAAACGCACAACUUUAUGAAAGAUCCCAACUGGAAGUCAAGAGAAAUCAGGUGCUACUUGAUCUUGCUCGGAUCAUCUUUGAAGAACAGAGUACCAUCGAACAAAUGGUGUACCGUAUCAUGACCCAUACACAGUCACUUCUCCAAUGUGAAAGAGUCCAAAUCCUCCUCGUACACGAGGCAUCUCAGGGAACAUUUUCACGUGUAUUUGACCUGGAGGUGAAGGACCUGGAAGGAGAAGAUGCAGAGAGUCGCACUAGUCCCUUUGAGUCACGCUUCCCCAUCAACAUUGGGAUCACUGGGCAUGUAGCUAUGACUGGAGAGACUGUUUGCAUCAUCGAUGCCUACGAAGAUUCCAAGUUUGAUGCGUCGGUGGAUGAAUUCACAAAUUUCCGACACAAAUCGAUUUUGUGUAUGCCUAUCAAGAACACAGCAGGGAAAAUAGUUGGUGUUGUGCAACUCAUCAAUAAAUUUGAUAACCUACCCUUCACUAAAAAUGACGAAAACUUCUUGGAGGCGUUUGCAAUCUUCUGUGGCAUGGGCAUCCACAAUACACACAUGUAUGAAAAGGCUGUGAUUGCGAUGGCAAAACAAAAAGUGACUCUCGAAGUGUUGAGUUAUCAUGCCACUGCACCUAGAGAAGAUGCAUUUAGACUCAUGAAAGCGAAGGUUCCUUCUGCGCAAGCGCUCAAAUUGUAUGACUUCAAAUUUGAUGACUUUAGUCUAGAUGAUGAUGGAAGUUUGAAGGCUUGCUUGAGAAUGUUCUUAGACUUGGACCUCAUUGGGAGGUUCCACAUCGAGUAUGAAGUUUUGUGUAGAUGGCUACUUAGCGUUAAGAAAAAUUAUCGUAAUGUUACCUACCAUAAUUGGCGCCAUGCUUUCAAUGUUGCCCAGAUGAUGUUUGCCAUAAUCACAACAACACAAUGGUGGAAAAUUCUGGGAGAACUGGAAUGCUUAGCCCUAUUAGUGGCAUGUUUGUGUCAUGAUUUGGACCACCGAGGAACAAAUAAUUCCUUCCAGAUUAAAGCGUCUUCUCCCCUGGCCCAGCUAUACACCACCUCAACCAUGGAGCACCACCAUUUUGAUCAGUGCGUGAUGAUCCUCAAUUCAGCGGGUAAUCAGAUCCUAAGUAACUGUACUCCUGACGAAUAUUCCAGAGUUAUAAAUGUUUUAGAAGAUGCCAUCUUGGCCACUGAUUUGGCUGUUUAUUUCAGAAAGCGAGGUAGCUUCUUCAAUUUGAUAAAUUCACAGCAAAAUGACUUUGGAAAGGAAGAGCAGAGAGAACAGUUACGAGGUAUGAUGAUGACUAUAUGUGAUGUUGCUGCUAUCACAAAACCGUGGCCAAUUCAAAAGCAGGUUGCGGAACUUGUAGCAGGAGAGUUCUUUGAACAGGGUGAUAUAGAAAAGCAAGAAUUAAAAAUAACUCCAAUAGACAUGAUGAAUAGAGAAAAGAAGGAUAAACUUCCAAUGAUGCAAGUUGGUUUCAUAGAUUCCAUAUGUUUACCUGUGUAUGAGGUAAGACAAACGCUUUCAUGCAUUAACAAAUUUAUCAUAAUAUUGGUUGUAAAUUUAUUAUUUCAAGAGGGAGGUAGUACGUUUUAA
Molecule: messenger RNA, 1821 nt
Organism: Macrobrachium nipponense
Lineage: Eukaryota; Metazoa; Arthropoda; Malacostraca; Decapoda; Palaemonidae
Product: dual 3',5'-cyclic-AMP and -GMP phosphodiesterase 11-like
Biological process (GO): signal transduction
Molecular function (GO): 3',5'-cyclic-GMP phosphodiesterase activity; protein binding; 3',5'-cyclic-AMP phosphodiesterase activity
Source: RefSeq, a predicted model, not a curated record